Molecule: messenger RNA, 4078 nt
Organism: Acanthopagrus latus (yellowfin seabream)
Lineage: Eukaryota; Metazoa; Chordata; Actinopteri; Spariformes; Sparidae
Product: actin-binding LIM protein 1-like
Exons: 21
Coding region: 63-2171 (702 amino acids)
Biological process (GO): lamellipodium assembly; cilium assembly; cytoskeleton organization
Cellular component (GO): stress fiber; actin cytoskeleton
Molecular function (GO): actin filament binding
Source: RefSeq, a predicted model, not a curated record
CACAGUCUUAGAGAGCAACCCGGCAUCCACCGGAAAGGCUUUGACAUCUUGAGGUUUGCUUUAUGGUUUCUCGCCUGGGGUCAGUCUGCAGCCUCAACUGUUUGGCUGAAAGCCUCGACAGCAUGUCGGGCCCUUUCAAACUCAGCAGCCUGGGCAGGAUCUGCGGCAGCACGCACAGCAAUGAAAUGGUGGUCAUGGACCGGGUCAAGAGGAAGAACUCCGUCAGGCGUAUGUCGAUUAUUGAGGACGGGGAACUUGCGGAGGUCCUCUACCUUAUCCCCAAACAGUCCAUGAUGGAUCAGCUGCCCUUCCUCAACCCCAACGACUACAUCCUGUGUGAGAAGUUGGCCAGUAUACCUGCAGAGAUGUCAGUGCUACCCACUUCGGAUGGCGGCAAUGCGAGCCCCUCAGCGGGGGGGCGGUGCAUCCAGUGUUUCAGAUGUGGGAAGCCGUGCAAGGGAGAGGUGCUGCGAGUUCAGGCCAACCACUUCCACGUAAAGUGCUUCACCUGCAAGGUGUGCGGCUGUGACUUGGCCCAGAGUGGCUUCUUCAUGAAGAACGGGGACUUCCUCUGCCCACUGGACUUCCAGAGGCUUCACGGCACGCUCUGCAACAACUGCAGGGAGUUCGUGGAGGGCGAGGUGGUCACGGUCCUGGGGAAGACCUACCACCCAGCCUGCUUUGUGUGCACCGUUUGCAAACGUGCCUUUCCUGCGGGGGAGUGUGUCACCUUCAGUGGAAAAGACUGCUUCUGUCAGCGCUGCAUUCGACCCGUCUCUCCUGCUCCCAACGACGUCAGCUAUCCGAAUAACUGCUCUGGCUGUGGUAGAGACAUCAAAAAUGGCCAGGCUCUCUUAGCUCUGGGCGGCCAGUGGCACCUCGGCUGCUUCAAGUGUAAAGCCUGCCGGAAAGUUCUGAGCGGGGAAUACAUCACCAAGGAUGGCGUUCCCUAUUGCGAGCGGGACUACCAGAUUCAGUUUGGGGUACAGUGUGAAGCAUGUCACAAGUUCAUAACUGGGAAAGUCCUCGAGGCAGGGGACAAACACUAUCACCCCACCUGUGCAAGAUGCAGCCGGUGUGACAAACUGUUCACAGAAGGCGACGAAAUGUAUCUGCAAGGAUCAACAGUUUGGCACCCGCACUGCAGAGACAGCAGCAGAACGGAGGACAAUUACAGGGUCAGCAGACCAAAAACACCAUGUCUCGAUUUCUUUUACCCCCCACACGAACUGAAGCCCGGCAGAUCUUCAUCUGAAAGCUCCUGCUCCAGGCCGGGUUCAUGCACUCCAGGGAGUCCUGGUCGCACCAUCUGUGCAAAAGUAGACAAUGAGGUCAUUGAUUACCGAGACUUAGCAGCAAUUCCCAGAGUCAAGGCUAUAUAUGAUAUAGAGCAUCCUGAUAUGAUAUCUUAUAAGUCUGUGAGCGACAACCCCUCUACUGUGGACAACAAAGGCAGCAGACAGGACAGGCAGAGCCCUGCAGAGUCACCAGGAAAUGUAUCUGAUAGCACAGAGGAGAGUUUUGAAGUGAUAAGGCGCAUACCAAAGUCUACAAGUAACGGCUGUUUUGGAGUUCACGCAAUGUACAAUCGGCAUAGCUACACUCCGACUCCGUCCAGAUCACCGCAGCACUUCCACCGACCAGGGCUGAUGCUUUCUCCCUCUUUAAUCUCUGGCAACAAUGACUCCUGCCCCACUUCCCCUUUAUGCCACCAUUUCCUUCCCCCCACCAAAGACGAAGGCUUCAACAUGUACAGGAGGCCUCCGAUUUAUAAACAGCAAGAUCCAAAUUCCUCCACAUCCCCGGCAUCCUCUUUGCCUGGAUACGGGCGCAAUGGCCUCAAUCCGCCUCGGUCAGCUGAUUUCUCUCAUUACAGCGGUGACAGAUUCAGAGACUUUAAGCUCAUCCAUGACGGUCUGCAUCCAUUAGCAGGAAUGGAGAGAGGAGUGUCUAUGCCUAAUUUGUUGGAACCAAAAGUCUACCCAUAUGAGAUGCUCACGGUUGCUAACAGGGGACGAGCGAAGCUUCCCAGGGAUGUUGACAGAACAAGACUCGAGCGCCACCUAUCCCCGGAUUCGUUCUUUGAGAUCUUUGGCAUGGAGAUUCAAGAGUUUGACAGACUCCCACUGUGGAAACGGAAUGACAUCAAGAGGAAGGCAAAUCUCUUCUAAACGCUGCCUGAUGCAUGUUUGAGCUCAUUGUUAAUAUGCAGUACAUGUUAAGUUUUGAUCACCCCUUAUGCUUAUUUCUUUGCAAACUGUGUCUCCUCAGCAGCACAAUAUUUUUGUUUCCCCAUUUGAUUCUGUAGGCUAUUGUAGUGAAUAGUGCUUAAAUUAUAUUACCUCAAAGCAAAUAUGAACAUGAGAACUCAAUUUAUCUAUAGUAAAUUACAUUUUUUUUUUUUUUGUCUUUCCCAAGUCAGCCCUGUCCCCCCACGUAUUACGUUCAUAUUGGACGAUUCAACUGAGACUAUUCAUGCCCACUCAUCGUGCAGCAGGCAGUGUGAUUUUUAAUAACAUUUUAAUAACAUGGCGGAUGGCGCAGGUGGUGGAAAACAUUGGGUGAUGAUCAGCACCAACAUUACUUAAAAGAACUAAUGGUUAAGGUUGAAUUACAAUAUUGUAUCAAUAUCUAGUUUAAAGAUGCAAUAUGUAAGAAUUGGUCACCUGUUGCCGUUAGCUAGUCAGCUCAGUUAGCCGUGUAGCUAGCAGUCAAGACUCAGAGCUCAAGGCACCAGAAAAGUGUUUUCAGCUAGCAGAGGAUAUUUGGACCAGGUUUAGCCAGGGCUCGCUGGUUAGCAUGCUAAACAUCCCUUGAAACACAAAACAUAGAUGCCACAGAUUUCACCCAUGUUGUCACUGCUACUCCCACCACAUAAUGUAUUUUUAUUACUCACUUUGUCGCCUGCUGGUUACACAAAUGUUUAAGCACAAAACUGAAAACAGAAGAUUUUUUUGUGAGCUGUAUUUUUAUGUCACUAAAUAAUCACUGAAAUGUGCUUUAUCGGACUGUUGAAGGAAUAUUUAAGAUGACUGUCAUGACUUAGCUGCGUAAAUACGACUGUAUGUGUUACCCUGACAAUGCUGUACCAGCACACCACCUCAAGCGCCCUAAAUAAAGUCUUGCACUUCUUACAAGUUUAGUAAAUGGUUGUCUUUUUAUUGACAGAAUAGAUCACACUGUGCAUAUACAAUGAGUGUUUAGGCAAUAUUUUUCUGACUAUCAAGUAGCUGAGAUCUUAAUUAAUCCCUGACUUUCCUGUCGUCCCGUUAAAAUCAGGAGACAGAUGGCCCAGACUGUGAUAAACUGCUUUAUGAGAGACAAGCAGAGAACACAUUUUCAAGACACCUUGCCAAAUGCGUCUGUGUUUGUAUAGUGCAAAUAGAUAAGCUACCCGCAGUGUCAUAAAAUGAAUGUAGUAUUAAGAUUUUACAAUGUUACACACUGAGUUAAGACAACAGGCGCUGUGCCAGCACACUGCAAAGCAUUUUCGAAACAUCACAACGUUGAGCAACACGUCAUAUUUUCACUCAGAAAAACAGCCGCAUGGUGGAAGAUUUGCAAAACUCCCCGACUGAACUUCACCUGCUAUCCAUAACUCAUGCUUACCCAUUGGAUUGGGCUCUGACAUAUUUUUACAAUGUGUUUUCUUUUCUUGUUUUCCAUUUCUUAACGUGACCCAACCACGAGCCAUUGGACAUGUAAGACCAACAGAUGGUGCUGUGGAGCCUGGAAUUAAAUAAUCCCUAAUAGGUUGCUCUCCAUAUUUAAAUUUCACAUUUAACAGACUUUGUUUAAGCUUGAAAUUUGAACAAUAUAGCUGAGGUGUUCUAUUUCUUUACUUGUUUCUAUCAAAAUGCCAUUCAGUAGUAAUGGUGGUAUGAAAAUAACAAUCCCAAGCAAGAUAGACUGGGUAAUGUGCGCAAAUUAAAUCAUCAUAAUUUAGCAAAUGUAUACAUUCUUUUAAAGGAGCACUAUCUAGUUUUGGGGAAUACAUAUUAAUCAGAAGAAAAAGAUCUUGAUUUCUGCCUAUAUACAUUAAAUAAAAAAAACUUCAAUUUCAACACUGAACAGACAA